Camelina sativa (false flax) is the source of this 2063-nucleotide messenger RNA. RefSeq names its product phosphatidylinositol/phosphatidylcholine transfer protein SFH1. The record is from RefSeq and is a predicted model, not a curated record. Lineage: Eukaryota; Viridiplantae; Streptophyta; Magnoliopsida; Brassicales; Brassicaceae.
GUUGUCUACAUGUUUUCACCUAGUUUCAAAUGAGCCUCUCCAUUAUCUUCAACCUCCCUUACCUCUCCCCAAACACUCUCUUCCAAUAAGGUAUAUCCGUGAGAAACAGAGUGCUUUCAAAUUUAUCUAACCAUGGCUGAGACCAAACCUGAAAUAGAGAUGUCGGAGGAAGAGAGGAAGAUAGCGAAGAUGUCUUCGUUGAAGAAGAAAGCCAUAAAUGCAUCGAACAGAUUCAAGAAUUCAUUCAAGAAAAAAGGUCGGAGAAGUAGUAGCAGAGUCAUGUCCGUGCCGAUUGAGGAUGACAUUGACGCAGAAGAUCUUCAAGCUCUUGAUGCUUUUCGUCAGGCUCUUGUCCUUGACGAGCUCUUACCAUCCAAACUAGAUGAUCUCCACAUGAUGCUUCGAUUCUUGAGAGCAAGAAAGUUUGACAUUGAGAAGGCUAAACAGAUGUGGAGUGACAUGAUUCAAUGGAGGAAAGAUUUCGGCGCUGACACGAUCAUCGAGGAUUUUGAGUUCGAAGAGAUCGAUGAAGUGAUGAAGCACUACCCUCAAGGCUAUCAUGGAGUAGACAAGGAAGGCAGGCCUAUCUACAUUGAGAGAUUGGGCCAAAUUGAUGCUAACAAGCUACUCCAAGUGACAACAAUGGACCGGUACGUGAAAUACCAUGUCAAAGAGUUCGAGAAGACUUUCAAGAUCAAGUUUCCUUCUUGUUCUGUCGCAGCGAAUAAAUACAUUGAUCAGAGCACAACUAUUCUUGACGUGCAAGGCGUGGGGCUUAAGAACUUCAGCAAAUCCGCUAGAGAGCUUCUUCAAAGGCUUCUUAAGAUUGACAAUGACAACUAUCCUGAGACAUUGAACCGGAUGUUCAUUAUCAAUGCCGGUUCUGGAUUCCGGUUAUUGUGGAGCACCAUUAAAUCGUUUCUUGAUCCCAAGACCACAUCAAAGAUUCAUGUUCUUGGGAACAAAUAUCAUAGCAAAUUGCUUGAAGUCAUCGAUGCUAGUGAGUUGCCAGAGUUCUUUGGAGGCGCUUGCACUUGUGAAGACAAAGGAGGAUGUAUGCGCUCUGACAAAGGUCCAUGGAAUGAUCCAGAGAUUCUAAAGAUGGCUAUUAAUCGUGAAGCCAAGUGCUCACCGAUUUCAGAAGAUGAACAGAAGCACGUAGACCAAGGAAGAUCAACUUCAGUUCCUGAAAGCUUUGAGAGAACCAAGAAGAAAAGCGAUGAAGGCAAUGCGUAUGAGAAGCAAAUCACAACCAUUGACAAGUCAAUGGAUAUGGCAUGGCCUGUGAAAACUCAUAAAGCUGAAAACUUCCCAAUCUCUAAAGGGCUAGAGUGUUACGUAAGGAAAGGGGCACCAACGAAAGGGGAUGGAAUGCUUGUGGGAGGGGUCAUGGCCUUUGUGAUGGGCAUUGUUGCAAUGGUAAGGCUAUCAAAAGACGUUCCCCGCAAACUAACUGAGGCUGCUUUAUAUGGAAACUCAGUGUGCUAUGAGGAAUCUACAAAGUCUAAGCAAAAUCAAGCUCAAUUCGCAGCACCAGUCUCGAGCUCUGAGUAUAUGUUGAUGGUGAAACGUAUGGCCGAGUUGGAAGAUAAAUGCAUGUUCCUUGACUUGAAACCAGCUAAUGUCGAAUCUGAGAAAGAGGAGAAACUUCAGGCCGCACUUAACCGUGUUCAAGUGCUUGAGCAAGAGUUGACUGAGACCAAGAAGGCUCUGGAAGAAGCUCUUGUGAGCCAGAAGGAGAUUUUGGCGUACAUUGAGAAAAAGAAGAAGAAGAAGAAGUUUUUCGGAUUCUAACUCAGCGAAAGGAAAGAAGAUGAGAUCAUAAAGUAAGAAAAUGUUGGAUCAAACUGAGAGAGUUUGUUUGUGAUUUUGUUUUUGAGGAAUAGAUAUAUUAUUCAGCUUAAAAGCAACAGACUUGUAUAUUUUACUAUCUGAAAAUGAAACUAUUUGUCUUUUUGGUUGUGACAUUGUUUGUGUGUGCGUUUCUUUUAAUUUCUCUUUGAACAUUAUUUGUGAUUUUUUUUUUUUUGUCCACGAGAUUAAACUAAUAUACGUUUGCUAUA